ACCAUCAAAGAGGGACACUAGCAGUCUACAUACAAUCAGACCUCAAUUGUAAUUUUUAAAACCCUAACCCUAGCUCCGAUAAACAGAAUGCAGAAACAGCCACCGCACACGGCGGAUUCCGGCAUCCCAAACCUCGCGAACAUCAAAAUCAAGUGUUCAUCACCACGUUUUCCACCACCGACCACUCCUUCCGCCACCGACACUCCUACCGCCGGUGCGCAGCGCAAAAUUGGAAUCGCCGUUGAUCUUAGUGACGAAUCUGCCUUCGCCGUCAAGUGGGCUGUCCACCACUACCUCCGUCCUGGUGACGCAGUUAUCCUUCUCCACGUCCGCCCUACCUCCGUACUCUACGGUGCUGAUUGGGGUUCUGUUGAUCUCUCCAUCGUCGAUACUGAUAACAUAGAGUCUCAGAAGAAGCUUGAAGAUGAUUUUGAUGCGUUUACUUCUGCUAAGUCUGCUGAUUUGGCUCAGCCACUUGUUGAGGCACAAAUUCCGUACAAAAUUCAUAUUGUGAAGGAUCAUGAUAUGAAGGAAAGGCUGUGUCUUGAGGUUGAGAGGCUAGGAUUGAGUGCAGUUAUCAUGGGUAGUCGAGGAUUCGGGGCUACCAAGAGAGGAAAUGAUGGGAGGCUUGGAAGUGUUAGUGAUUACUGUGUUAGGCAUUGUGUUUGCCCUGUUGUGGUUGUGAGGUAUCCUGAUGAGAAGGAUGGUGGAAAUGCUGCUCGUAAGCGUGGAGUUUCUGUGGCAUCUGCCUCAAAAGAACAUGAGGAGGAAGGCGAGUACCAUGAUGCUUGUGAUGAUCGUCAAGGAUCACAACCAGCCAUAGGAAAAGGCUCGAGAACUGACAAUUGACUUAGAGUUGCUUAAGAAGUCCUUUGAAGAGACAAUGAGCGGAAG
Molecule: messenger RNA, 894 nt
Organism: Solanum verrucosum
Lineage: Eukaryota; Viridiplantae; Streptophyta; Magnoliopsida; Solanales; Solanaceae
Product: universal stress protein PHOS34-like
Exons: 2
Coding region: 88-849 (253 amino acids)
Source: RefSeq, a predicted model, not a curated record